This is a messenger RNA of Aspergillus eucalypticola CBS 122712, 406 nucleotides long. RefSeq names its product NADH:ubiquinone oxidoreductase 6.6kD subunit. NCBI's taxonomy places the organism in Eukaryota, Fungi, Ascomycota, Eurotiomycetes, Eurotiales, Aspergillaceae. The transcript has 4 exons. The record is from RefSeq and is a predicted model, not a curated record. Bases 49 to 273 code for a protein of 74 amino acids. Gene Ontology annotation, cellular component: mitochondrion.
GUACCCCCAGCUCGCCAGCAAUAAACCAGCGCUCCCCAAACCGCAACCAUGGCCGGUCCCAGCAAGUCUUUGAUCCUUGAUCCGGCCCUCCAGAAAUACUACGAACUCAACGCCAACCGCUACAAGUACUUCCGGUGGACGCCGCGCCAUGCCUGGUUCUCGUUCCUCUAUAUGGCGCUGAUUCCUGGUGCGCUGGGCUAUGUCGCUUACAAGACUGAUGGUCUGUACGAGCUGCGUGGAAAGCGCAGGGGCGAUACGAUUGUCGAGUGGUAGAUCGAUUCGAUCCUCUCAUGUGUGGUUGGGCGGGAGAAAAGCGUGAUGUGAUGUGAUGUGAUGCGAUGGGUCGGGCUGGAUGUGUAUCUACUACUACUAUUAUACCGUUAUUGAAGAUUUCGUUUACUACAGC